CUGUAAGGUAGCCUUUUAAAUAUGUUUUUAAUCAAAGAUGGUUUCCAUGACUACGUCAAUUCUUAAAGCUACAGUCGCAAAAACAUUAAAGAACCUUCAUAUGUUUCGGAGGGUAUAAUGCAACAAAUUACUUGCACCUUUAUAACACAUAUUUACUCGAUGCGUUAUAAAGGAAACUUUUACUUAAUUGUUUGAAGCCCAGUUUUCUAAAUGCCUCCAGUCUGUUUAUUUGCCGCGCAUGCGCUGUUGGAAGCCGAUGCUGUGUGUAGAAAAAUCAUGGCGGAGGCGAUGCAGACCGACAGUUUUCCUGUCUUACCUUCGGGACUGGCGGAGGGAUUGCAACAAUGGAGACACGGACCGGCUGAAGGCGUGCCACCUGUGCAACAUGACCUUCACAUCUCCGGUUAUGGCCGAGUCUCACUAUCAGGGCAAAUUUCAUGCCAAGAGGCUGAAAAUGAAAGCUGUUGAAUCCCAGACUCCAGAAGCCUCUCAGUCUUCACAGCCGGUGGAGAAACCCGCCGACAAUUCAGCCGGCGGUUCUGAGACCGACACCAACAACAACCCAGAUCGCUUCUGCUCCACCUGCAAGGCGUCGUUCAACAACCCGCUCAUGGCCCAGCAGCACUACGCCGGCAAGAAGCAUAAAAAGCACAUGACCAGGCUAAAGCUGAUGGAGACGUACGGCCCCUCCACCGCACCAGCGUCGACACUAAACGGUUACCCCUGUACCGUCUGCAGCAUCGUGCUCAACUCCGUGGAACAGUACCAGUCUCACAUCAGCGGCGCCCGGCAUAAGAACCAAAUGAAGAAAGUUGGUCAGAAGUCUGCAGACGACCAACCUUCAGCUGUGGAGUCAAACCAGUUCACUGGAGGAGAAAACCAGUACUCCGGGGUCGACGGCCGGCACGCGCCCGCAGACGACCAGUACCCCCCAGGAGACGACCAUUACGUUGCCCCUGACGACCAGUACGGCUCUGGGAGCAACCAGUACGAGGGCGGAGACGGCCAGUUCGGGAACCACCAGUACACCCCGGAGUUCUCUGCGUUUUCGGACCAGUUCCAGUACACUUGAGGCCGGGCUGGGAUUAAACUCUCCAAACAGCCCCCCCUUUAACGAACCAUCACUCCCAGUCCCUCCCAUUAAACUUUAGCUCCUGUAAACCAGUCUGGACUGUGACCCCCAUGUGCCCUCCACCAUUUCCUGUUUGUUUUUCUGAUGUGUGAUUUCUGGCGGGCCUGCAGAGCGGCGGCUCCGAGACGCUGCAGUCCUUCUCCCUGUUUUCUCUCAGAGUUCGGACAGUACCAUGAUUUUAGCUGCAGCGACGGAAACAGAAAGAAGCGCCGCGUUUUAAACGGUUGUUCACAUGUUCUUGAGGCGGGGUUUUGUUGUUUGCUCAUCAGCAGUCAGUAUCUUCACUUUGAAGCAAAGUUUCCUUUUCAGGCUGAUUUGUUGGGAACCGUGAGACCAAGUCUCAGGAUUUUUAACAUGUUUGCUAAUUUUAUGGUUUUGACAAGAAAAUCCAGUUCAGUUCAAACAUCCUGUAUUAUUCCCAGAGGGAAAUUAAACGUGUUGACUCCCAUCACUCAGUGGCUGUAGAUGUCGAUGGCUGCGACUGUAGCAGUCUGUUAAACAGCGGCUCUGUAGAGGCCUCUGACUGAAGACGCUGUCUCAAACA
Xiphophorus hellerii (green swordtail) is the source of this 1676-nucleotide messenger RNA. RefSeq names its product zinc finger protein 346 (gene znf346). The coding region runs from base 239 to 1072 and encodes 277 amino acids. NCBI's taxonomy places the organism in Eukaryota, Metazoa, Chordata, Actinopteri, Cyprinodontiformes, Poeciliidae. The record is from RefSeq and is a predicted model, not a curated record. The transcript has 5 exons. Gene Ontology annotation, molecular function: zinc ion binding; nucleic acid binding.